AUGUUGACCAUGCUCAAACAACAAUCAUCGAGAGGCUUCAUCGCCCCGAGGGCUCGCCCCAAGACGCUGCUCUUUCUCGCUCUGGCAAUUGUCACCGUCUACUUCCUGGCCACACGCGGCGCUCCUGCCGGCUAUCACGUCGUCCCCUGGAACCAAGACGGCACCUCUCCACCCCCUGAAAAGGCCGCACCUCCUGAACCGCCAAAGUCGGAAGAGGAGAGGAAGCAGGAUGAGGAGAGACAAAAGCAAGAGAGAGAAAAGCACGAGCAAGAUCUGCGAGACGAAUUCGCGCGGGAGUAUGAAGCUGCCAAGAAGCUUCCCGGCAACGACGCGAUCUACGGAAACACACUUAACUCUCUGAAAGAUAAGGAAAACAGGACCGCCGAGCACGCCGCCAACCUCCGUGAGUCUGGCACGCAGGAGGAGGCCUACACCAACCAGCGACCGGUCUACUUCAACCCUUAUCCCGACUACAACAGCGAAGAAUGGAACAAGACGCAUCGCGCGCCUCAUGUGCCCUGCAUUGGUGCGACUGGCGAGGCCGUUGAUGAUCUCUUGGUCUUCAAGGGUCAUCCUGCGAAAUUCCCCAACCCGGGCUUCGGCGGCUUCGAUGUCCUGGACAUGGAUGGCAACAUUUGCUACGAGCGCGAGACCAGACUUGGACCCUACGGUCUUCUUCCUCAACUCAGCAAGGCCGGUCUUCGCAUUGACUGGGAUAACAUCAACUGGGGCGACCUUCAGGAGAAGUGUAUUGAGAGAAACGCUGCCCGCUUCGACGAGGGAAAGCCCAACGAGUACAUCAAGACUGCUUACCCCGACAUCGCUGAGAAGUACGGCAAGGAGGUCGAGGAGGAAGAGGAGGCCAACGAGAAACGAGGCCUUACUAACAAGUUCAGGGGCGGGUCCAAGGGCGCUAAGGUGACGACUCCCGACGCCCGUACUGCUGUCCUUCUUCGAACCUAUACCGGCAAGAAGUACACGGAGAACGACAAGCAGGUCAUUCGUUCCCUCAUUUCUGAGCUUUCGCUCCGAUCUGGUGGCGAAUAUCAGGUUUUCCUGCUACUGCACGUUCGCGACCAGGCUCUCGACAUUUGGAACGACGAAGCCACGUACCAAUACGUACUCAACGAGCAUGUGCCUCUCGAGUUCCACGGCAUCACCAAGCUGUGGAAUGACCAGGCUAUGUGGAACCUGUACACAGCACUUACCGACGAGAACGAAAAGAGUGUGCAUUCUGCCCAAUGGCUGUCGGUGCAGAAGUUCAGCCAGGACCACCCUGAGUUCGACUUUAUCUGGAAUUGGGAAAUGGACGCCAGAAUCAUCGGCCACAACUACGACUUCCUGAAGCGCCUCUCCGACUUCUCCAAGAAACAGCCUCGCAGAGGUUUGUGGGAGCGCAACGAGCGUUACUAUAUCCCCGAUUUCCACGGAGACUACGAUACCGACUUCCGCAAGGACGUUGAGCAGCGCACCCGCGGCAACCAGAUCUGGGGCCCGCCCAAGCUGCCUUUCAUCAACCCCGUCGGCCCUAAACCUCCUGUCGAAAACCCUGAGAAGGAGCCGUACAAGUGGGGAGUUGGCGAGGAUGCGGACAUGAUCACUGUCGGCCCCAUCUUCAACCCGAUCAACAGCAGCUGGAUCAUCUCGGACCACAUUUGGGGCUACAGAGACGAAAAGUUCCCCGACCCUGCAAAAACCCUCCCCCGCCGAACCACCAUUGUCACCCAAUCUCGUGUCUCCAAGCGCCUCUUGGACAUCAUGCAUGUUGAGAAUCUUCGUGGCAACCAUAUUGCGUCGGAGAUGACCCCUCAGACUGUCGCGCUUCUCCACGGCUUCAAGACUGUGUUUGCACCUCACCCUACCUGGUUUGACCGCCCCUGGAAUGGCACUUUCCUCGAGAAGUGGUUCAAUCCUGGUCCUCGCGGCGAGAGCGGUGGCGAGGGCAGUCCUAUGGGCUGGGGAAGAGAGCGUAGAUACCAGGGCAUGACUUGGUACUACCGCGCCGAACCCCCACCAAGACUGUACAACAACUGGAUCGGAUAUGUCGACACUAAGAUUGGCGGCAAGAACUGGGAGAGAGCGCACGGUCGUCCGUGUCUGCCACCCAUGAUCCUCCAUCCCAUCAAGGAGGUCAAGCCGACAGAACCCGGAUUCGCGACCCAGUUCGAGCUCUUCUACGGCUGA
Colletotrichum tamarilloi is the source of this 2184-nucleotide messenger RNA. RefSeq lists its product as uncharacterized. Bases 1 to 2184 code for a protein of 727 amino acids. Lineage: Eukaryota; Fungi; Ascomycota; Sordariomycetes; Glomerellales; Glomerellaceae. The record is from RefSeq and is a predicted model, not a curated record. The transcript is spliced from 2 exons.